Messenger RNA from Aspergillus caelatus, 492 nucleotides. RefSeq lists its product as uncharacterized. The transcript has a single exon. NCBI's taxonomy places the organism in Eukaryota, Fungi, Ascomycota, Eurotiomycetes, Eurotiales, Aspergillaceae. The record is from RefSeq and is a predicted model, not a curated record. The coding region runs from base 1 to 492 and encodes 163 amino acids.
AUGCAACAGAAACCACCGCCACCCAGUUAUUCUAACGGGUUCUGGUGCGACAGUAACGGGGCCGACUGCUGUCACGAUGCUGUCAGGCUAGACAUGGGACAGAUGUUAAAUGUGACUGUCACAUCAUUAUCAGGAUCAACAUCCGACUCUUUCCCAUCCGCCACUGUAUCCGAUACCCCGGAAUCUACAGAAUCUGCCACAUGUACUCCAGAGAUAAACUCAUCCAACCCCAAAAAGACCACAGCUGUCGCAGCUGGUUUAGGGGCAGGACUGGGCACAUGCCUGCUAAUCACGGUGAUUACAAUUCUCAUGCAACGACGAAUUUACACGAAGAACAUGCGGGAAAAGGGAGUGAUAAUCAGCUCUCAGAACUCGGCAGGUGUACCGCAAUAUGAAGCUUGUCCAAUUGAGUCUGAGAUAAGGGCAAUGCCUGUCCCCAUGGACUUGGCGGCGGAGGAACCAAGGGUCUAUGAGGCCGCAGGGGAUCGUUAA